AUGUCCAAUAAGACAAUGCGCGCCGUGGUCUUCAAUGGCCUACACAAAGUUGCCGUCGAGGACCGUCCCGUCCCCCAGGUCCAGCACCCGGAGGACAUUGUUAUCAAGGCGACAUAUACUGCGCUUUGUGGAAGUGACCUCCAUGUAUACCGUGGCACUGAACCUGCGGGAACAGGGUUCAUCAUGGGCCACGAGGUAACUGGUGAAGUUGUUGAGGUUGGUGACGCGGUGAAGACCGUGCAGAAGGGGGACUCUAUUGUUUCGGCUUUUACAACGUCGUGCGGAACAUGUUUCUAUUGCAAGGCAGGCUUCUCGUCUAGAUGUGACAAGAAUGCACUUCUUGGAUGCGACAAUCUAGAUGGUGCCCAAGCUGAAUAUGUCCGAAUCCCAAACGCAGAUGGAACAGUCAUCAAAGCUCCACCGGGAAUCGAGGAAAAGUACCUCGUUCUCAUGGGCGACAUUUUCCCAACGGGAUACUUCGCCGCUUUGAAUGCAUUCAAAAAUGUCACCGCAGAGCAAAUCGCCCAGCAGACUGUUGUGCUCAUCGGCUGUGGACCCGUUGGUCUCUGCGCACUGAUUAACGCCCUCGAAUACAAGCCCAAGCAUAUCCUUGCCGUUGACUCCGUCCCAUCCAGACUCGAGCUGGCUCGUUCUCUCGGUGCAGAGCCAUGGAACUUCCAGACAGACAGGGAGAAUCUGGGCAAGAGGGUGCUUGAGCUGACUGAGGGUCGUGGAGCAGAUGCUGUUAUUGAAGUUGUGGGUUUGAGUCCGGCAUUGAGGAUGGGAUUUGAUCUUCUCAGGCCUUGGGGUGUCAUUAGUAGCGUUGGCGUUCAUAAUGGAGAGAUACCGUGGAAUGGAAACGAGGCGUAUGGGAAAAAUUUGACUCUACAGAUGGGUCGAUGCCCCGUGCGGUCUGUUUCGGAUGCGGCGCUAGAGGUGCUGAAGAGGAACCAGCAUUUACUUGGGUUCAUGGCCGAUCACAUCAUGCCUCUGUCGCAAGCUGUCGAGGCAUAUGAUUUGUUCAAUGCAAUGAAGGUGCAAAAGGUGAUUUUUGAGGCAGCGAAAUAA
Molecule: messenger RNA, 1068 nt
Organism: Aspergillus puulaauensis
Lineage: Eukaryota; Fungi; Ascomycota; Eurotiomycetes; Eurotiales; Aspergillaceae
Product: alcohol dehydrogenase family protein
Exons: 6
Coding region: 1-1068 (355 amino acids)
Molecular function (GO): oxidoreductase activity; zinc ion binding
Source: RefSeq, a predicted model, not a curated record